Adineta steineri is the source of this 1137-nucleotide messenger RNA. NCBI's taxonomy places the organism in Eukaryota, Metazoa, Rotifera, Eurotatoria, Adinetida, Adinetidae. The record is from the annotation of a GenBank genome assembly.
AUGCCAAAACUUUGGAGUUGUAUUGUAUCACAAACAGAUGAAGAAAAAAGACGUGCUCAAGUUAACAAACAAAUAAAUGCGAAAUUAAAACAUGAUGAAAGAGUUUAUAAAGCCACAUACCGUUUACUUCUUUUAGGUGCGGGUGAAUCGGGAAAAUCUACAGUUGUUAAACAAAUGAAAAUUUUACAUAAUCCAUUUACUGCACAAGAAAAACUUGAUAAAGUACCUGAUAUUAAACGUAAUAUACGUGAUGCGUUAACUAGUAUUCUUCGUGCUUGUGAUACAAUUAAUCCACCUAUACGAUUACAAAAUCCAGAAAAUCAAGCACGUGCUACAUAUAUGUUAACAACAGCACAUCAAAUAGAUUUUGAUUAUCCAGCAGAAUUUUUUCAAAAUGCACAAAUUUUAUGGAAUGAUGCAGGUGUACAAGAAUGUUUUCACAGAUCAAAUGAAUAUCAACUUGUUGAUUGUGCUAAAUAUUUUCUCGAUACUAUUAGUGAAAUUAGUAAGCCAAAUUAUGUACCAAGUGAUCAAGACAUUCUUCGUUGUCGUGUUCUUACCUCAGGCAUUUAUGAAACAAUUUUUACUGUUGAGCGCGUACGUUUUCAUAUGUUUGAUGUGGGUGGACAACGUGAAGAACGUCGUAAAUGGAUUCAAUGCUUUAAUGAUGUUACUGCAAUAAUAUUUGUUACCGCAUGUAGCGGUUUUAAUUUAGUACUUAUUGAAGAUGAAUGUCAAAAUCGUCUAAAAGAAUCACUUGAAUUAUUUAAAGCUAUUUGGAAUAAUCGUUGGUUAAAAACAAUUUCAGUUAUUUUAUUUCUUAAUAAACAAGAUCUUCUAGCAGAAAAAAUCAAAGGUGGUCACCGACUUGAAGCUCAUUUUCCUGAAUUUGCUCGUUAUGCUAUUUCAAAUGCUGAAUUAGACAGAGCCGAACCAAAUGAAGAUCCAGAAGUAACACGAGCUAAAUAUUUUAUUCGUGAUGAAUUCUUACGAAUUAGUACAGCUAUUGGUGACCAACAUCAUUUUUGUUAUCCACACUUUACGUGUGCUGUUGAUACAGAAAAUAUUCGUCGAGUAUUCAAUGAUUGUCGCGAUAUCAUUCAACGUAUCCAUUUAAGACAGUACGAAUUACUGUGA